AUGAGACUAUCACAUGGUGUUGUCUGGAGUGCCAUGGUCCCUUGUUGCUUACCAGUGCGAACGAAUCGUCGAAAUGAUAAUCAGGUGACGACACAAUCUCAUCUGAAGAUGUGGGUUGAUCCCGAAACACCCCUUGAAAAGUACACGUGGGAGACAUCACGCGGCGAAACGUGGAAGCUUGUUAUGAGUGACGAGUUUAACACACCUGGAAGAUCGUUUCGGCCUGGAGAUGACCAUAUAUGGACAUCGAUUGAGAAACCCGACGGUGUGAACGCAGCAAUGGAAGUGUAUGCUCACAAUAAAACUACAACGUUGUGUGAUGAAACCAACGGCGUUUGCAGCUUUCAAAUUGAGCUGGAAGACUCCAUCAUUCAGCUGCAGGUGUGGAACAGCUUUCUGAGCACACCGGGUCUGGAAGAUGUCACCUUCUUUUAUCGCGGAGGCAUGGUCCAGUCUUGGAAUAAGUUUUGCAUGCAAGGUGGGAUGGUUGAGGUUCGAGCACAACUUCCAGGAGCUCUGUCCGAGUCCUCUGGUAAUCCUGACGUCAAUUUGGACUCAAGUGCUCGAGCUAAGACACUCAAAUACUACCCAACUUGGCCUGGGAUUUGGAUGAUGGGAAACCUAGGUCGUGCAAUCUUCACCGGCUCAACAAAUAGAAUGUGGCCAUUUUCUUACGAUGCGUGUGAUCCUGACACGUUCAAGCCAAACAACCAGCGAAUCAAUGCAUGUGAUGGAAACCCAGGGUCUGGAAUGAAUCCUCACCAAGGUCGCGGUGCACCUGAGAUCGAUAUUGUCGAAGGUGGUGGUACAACAAUUUCAGCAUCGAUUCAAGUAGGACCUGGUAUGCCGCCGGACUUUCGAGUCAUCGCACCAGUCAACGAAAAUAGCCUGUGCAUAUACUCCAGUUCAUGCAAGACUAUAGGUGCCAACAUUCCCGGCAUACCGCAGAGCGUGUACGCCGAAUCACGUGGACAUGAGUCAUGGUAUCAGCAUUUGCGGUAUGCAGCAAACAAUUUUUGUGAGCGAAAUGCCAGUGAAAUACAGAGUUACAUCACCGUGAAAGCAGCUGUAGAAGCUGGAACUGAAGAUAAUGUGUGCUCGAUCACGACAUGCCCUGCGUCUUUGGAUAUUAACUCGGAUUUAGGGUUCAUGGACGCCAAAAGCAACGAUCGUUGGGGCAUUAACUCGAAUGGCACGUGUUUCUCAGCCAUGAAUUCGUACAUGGGCGAGUUUAUUUGUAGCGCUGGAAAUUCAGAUCCAAACUGUGACUCACCGAAGGAUGCACCAGUCUUGCCGGAAGACGAGUCGACGUUUGCUUUUCAAAUAGAUGCGCUCUCUGCAAAUUGGCCCGUACAUAUGGCAGCGUACACCGAAUUUGUGACGUAUCAAGUGGAGUGGGUUCCAGGCUCGAAUGGUUAUGUUCGGUGGAUGUUAUCAGGAGAUGUAUUGUACGAGAUUCCAGCCCAAGCAGUGACGAACCCUCCACAAGGAGCGCGUAUCACGAAUCCAAGCAAGAUCAUGAUUGAGGAACCAUUGUAUAUCAUUUUCAACGUUGCCAUGUCGAGCAAGUGGGGUGCGCAACCACCAAAUCCAAAACAACCGUGCCGUGGUGACGGACUCAAUCCUGUGGCAAACAAAAUUUGUGACUCAUUUCCAAUGCACUUGAAGAUUGAUUAUGUUCGUGUGUAUCAAGAUGUAUCACUCGAGUCGGUGAUGAGCAUAGGGUGUGAUCCACCAUCACAUCCCACAUAUGAGUGGAUUCUGGAUCAUGUUGAUGAGUAUCAAGAUGACGAGAAUCAGUUUGUCGAGGUGCAUGGGAAAGCCUUUUGUCGGACUGAUGAGGAUUGUACUGUCGAAACAAGAGUUGUUGAUCGUCAUGAAGAGAGCCGUCAAGCUUUUGUAUUGACUGGAAGAUGCAGGAAACAGCGCUGUGAAUGUUUGAGCAAGACAUGGACAGGACCACGUUGUAUUGUUCCAAGCAGAUUACACGUUGCAUCGUUUGGUCCUCCUAUUGCUCUAGCAGCAUGUAUUGGCUCGUUGUUAUUUGCACUUGGAAUUACCUCGUGUUUUGCAAUUCGUUUAACACGAAAGAAAGAAGCUCGUGCGAUUGCAAUGGAAUGUAUUGAGAAACAACAGCAACAAGGACAAGAAUAUGAAGUACUUGGACGUCAAUCGAGUCAAAAUGUGCCUAGUACGUGGUCAAUGGAGUAA
This is a messenger RNA of Peronospora belbahrii, 2211 nucleotides long. The record is from the annotation of a GenBank genome assembly. Lineage: Eukaryota; Oomycota; Peronosporomycetes; Peronosporales; Peronosporaceae.